Molecule: messenger RNA, 777 nt
Organism: Stylophora pistillata
Lineage: Eukaryota; Metazoa; Cnidaria; Anthozoa; Scleractinia; Pocilloporidae
Source: RefSeq, a predicted model, not a curated record
AUCGCGCACAGUUCUUGAGUUUUGAUCAAAAACUCGUAUCUGAGACCAAAAGAUUCCAUAAUUUUCACCAAGGGCUUCUUUUGAACAAUGGCAUGUGAUGUGAUCCUACUAUUUAGCUUCAUUGGCGUUUCACAUGCGUACGUUACGCGUGAUACGAUCAGCUGUUUUGUUAAGUUUCGUAUAUUUUUCCUGUUUUGGUAUAUUUCAAGUAACAAACGGAACGAAAACAUUGUCUUGUUGAUAUUCUUAUUGGAGAAGAAGAUGCUGAAAAAGAGGAGUUUCCAGUGGAGGAGUCUGCAGCUUCCAGUGAGUGAAAUGUUUUCAAGUGUUACACAUUCAACAUGGCAAACUUGUGUAAUGUCUGAAUGUAUAUCCAGAAGAUUAACUUGUUUGAUUACCCUUUGGGGCUCCUUACAAGUAUCAUGAUGACAACAGUGGAAGGGACUUCUGGCACAUCGGAGAUGGAGCAGUCAGCAUCUGCUUCUGUGCACAAAGUAAAAGUUGUGGCCCCAUGCAACAGUGGUUCUGGAGCAUCAUCAUCCAAGCUCAGUGGAGGAACAGCAGGAUUGUCAGAACUCUGUCGCUGGAAGACAGCAAUGACAACAGUGAGUCUACAUCAUGAUAAUGAAAGACCUUCAGUUGAGGCAUGUAGCCAAUAUGAUGUAGGGCAAAAUAACUAAUCAGGAAAAUUCUGAUCAGUCUGAGUCCCAGAGCAUCUGCCACAUUUACCACUCUUCUGGGAAAGAAGCCCUUAUAACUCAGUGCUACUGUUCUGGC